Messenger RNA from Galeopterus variegatus (Sunda flying lemur), 396 nucleotides. Its product is annotated as unconventional myosin-If-like. Lineage: Eukaryota; Metazoa; Chordata; Mammalia; Dermoptera; Cynocephalidae. Gene Ontology annotation, cellular component: actin cytoskeleton; vesicle; microvillus. Gene Ontology annotation, biological process: actin filament organization; vesicle transport along actin filament. The record is from RefSeq and is a predicted model, not a curated record. The transcript has 3 exons. Gene Ontology annotation, molecular function: microfilament motor activity; actin filament binding; ATP binding. The annotation marks the transcript as partial.
AAACAAGCCAAUGACCUGGUGGCCACGCUGAAGAGAUGCACACCCCACUACAUCCGCUGCAUCAAACCCAAUGAGACCAAGAAGCCCCGAGACUGGGAGGAGAGCAGCAGCACCCCGUCCCUGCAGGGGACUCAGGCUGCUUUCCCCAACAGGGUCAAGCACCAGGUGGAAUACCUGGGCCUGAAGGAGAACAUCAGGGUACGCAGGGCAGGCUUCGCCUACCGCCGCCAGUUCCCCAAGUUCUUGCAGAGGUAUGCCAUUCUGACCCCCGAGACGUGGCCACGGUGGCGUGGGGACGAACGUCAGGGGGUCCAGCACCUGCUUCGGGCGGUCAACAUGGAGCCCGACCAGUACCAGAUGGGGAGCACCAAGGUCUUCGUCAAGAACCCGGAGUCG